Molecule: messenger RNA, 1927 nt
Organism: Archocentrus centrarchus (flier cichlid)
Lineage: Eukaryota; Metazoa; Chordata; Actinopteri; Cichliformes; Cichlidae
Gene: hjv
Product: hemojuvelin BMP co-receptor
Exons: 5
Coding region: 236-1471 (411 amino acids)
Biological process (GO): BMP signaling pathway
Cellular component (GO): plasma membrane
Molecular function (GO): coreceptor activity
Source: RefSeq, a predicted model, not a curated record
GCCUGGGGUGGGACAGCACAGAUCCUCUGAGAUAGACCUGGACCAAAUCUCUGAGAGACCCGAGUUGAGUCUUGGAGAGUUUUGGAUCUCUGAGAGAUUUCCCUCCGAUAAACUGGAGACAUGGACCAAACCAGCUGAAGGUUUUCUGAUGGCUCCUGAAGAAGAAGAAGAAGGUUUCAGAGAGCAUCGGGCAGACUGGUGCUGAUUGACCGAACGACCUGUCGUAAAGCUGCCGAUGGCGCUUCAGGCUGCCUCGCAAUGGAAGUGCUGCAUCCACCUGACUCUGCUGCUGGUCCAGCUCAGUUUACCUGAAGUUGCAGCUCCCUGUCAUAUCCUGAAGUGUAACUCUGAUUUUGUGGCUGCAACGCUGGAGCUGGGCAGCAGCAGCGGUGGGGCAGCAGGAGGAGGAGGAGCAGCUAUCAGCAGGGAGGCGGCGAACGCCGGUUACUGCAGUGCCCUGCGCUCCUAUGCCAUGUGCACCAAGAGGCUAUCGCGAGCAUGUCGCGGUGACCUUGCAUACCACUCCGCAGUCCAAGGCAUUGAGGACCUACUGAUCCAGCACCGCUGCCCCCGGGCGGGGCCCACGGUGCAGCCUCGGCCCCUCCCUCCUGGAACGCUAUCAGGGGACGCCUGCCUCUAUGAGAGGAGCUUCUUUAGCAGGGAGGGGCAGACACCAGAGUACCUGCACUGCAGCGUGUUCGGAGACCCGCACAUUAGAACUUUCAACAAUGAUUUCCAGACAUGUGCUGUUCAGGGGGCGUGGCCUCUCAUUGACAAUGAGUACCUGUACGUACAGGCCACCAGCUCUCCAGCCAGGGGAGGGAUGUACGCCACAGUUCUCACCAAGAUCACCAUCAUCUUUAAGAACUGGCGGCAGUGUAUUGAUCAGCAGCUGUACCAGGCCGAGCUGGAUAACGUCCCCGCAGCCUUCGCUGACGGCUCGGUGUGGAGCGGUGAGUGGCGAGGUCACCGCAGCCUCACGGUGCGGACUCAGAGCCCCGGGCGGCACGCCGAGGUCCGAGCAGCGCACAUCGGCACGGUGCUGGUGGUGCGUCAGAGCGGCCGCUCGCUCGGCCUCUCGGUCCUCUCGCCACGUGGCGUUGUUGAAGUGUUCAGCCCUGAGCAGGACCUGCAGCUGUGCGUGUGGGGCUGCCCUCCCUCCCAGAGACUCAACACGCUUCACCCGCCGCCGCCACACUCUCCGGUGCCCACCGCCCUUAGCGCUGAGGAACACUGCGCGGCGCUGCUUCCCGCUCGAGACAUCUACUACCAGGCCUGCGUGUUCGACCUGAUCGCCAGCGGCGACCUCAACUUCAGCAUGGCCGCUGUCAGCGCACUGCAAGAUGCCCAAAACAUGAUCGCGGACAGGGAGGGAGUUCACCUGCUGCUGGUCGCAUCCGCAGGCCAAACGCGACCUCACGUCACACUGCUGUUGCUGCUUGGCAUGCUGGGAACUCUUAGCAGCACCUGACACAACAAGACAUCAGCUGUGUAGCUGAAGACAUAUUUUUUAGGAAGCUGAAAACUAACAAACAGACCCUGUUUGAGGACUUAAAGGUGAUGGACUGAUGGACCACUGGCUGACAUCACUGGUGACACCUGAGGAAGAACGCACACCUGUGGUCAUGUGAUUCCUCUAACAAGCAGCAGAUGGCGUCCAAGCUCUGUUUGGACACUUUCAGGGCCUCAGACUUUGAUGGUUUCUGCAUCACUGCAGCUGCAGCUGCUGCACCGAACCAGAACCUUUAAAUGCAGUCUGCUAUGAAAUGUCCUGAACUUUAAAUUUUUGUUUUAAAAAGUCUUCUAUAUCAAAGUUCUUAAAUUAAUAACAAAUAAUAUUGAACCCCAACAAUUAAAAUUAUAAAAUUGUAUUUGGAAGAUGUCAUCUAUAAGUGUUAUUUCUAAACGUCACUAGUUUUAUGCCAGU